CUGAAAAUGACACAGCAAAUGCAUAACUUAAGUCUCCUCCAGACUAAAAAGAACAGCAUGCCUUCCUCUCCGAAUGCUGCCAAGCGGCUGUAUCGGAACCUGUCAGAGAAGCUCAAGGGGAGUCAUACGUCCUUUGACGAAGCAUAUUUCAGAGCUCGAUCUGACCGGCUCAGCCUCCGUAAGACCUCAAUGAAUUUCCAGUGCAAUGAAGCUAUGUUUGAGGCUGUAGAACAGCAAGAUCUGGAUGCUGUUCAAAUUCUUCUUUAUCAAUACACACUGGAAGAACUGGACCUGAACACACCAAACAGUGAGGGACUAACUCCUUUGGACAUUGCCAUUUUGACAAACAACGUCCCUAUUGCUAGGACCCUUCUACACGUUGGGGCAAAGGAAAGCCCACACUUUGUUAACAUGGAAAGCAGGUCAGUGCAUCUGAGUACAUUGGUCCAGGAAGCACAGCAGCGAAUAACUGAAUUGUCUGCACAAGUGGUGAAUGAAGACCUUGGUACAGACAACACAGAGAAAGAGAAGCAACUAAAAGCAUGGGAAUGGAGAUACAGGUUAUACAAGCGCAUGAAAGCAGGCUACGAGCAUGCUAGAGCCCCUGAGGCGCCAACCAAUGUCUGUCUCAUGGUAACAAGCAGUACAUCACUCACUGUCACCUUCCAAGAACCUCUGAGUGUCAACUCAGCUGUGGUGACCAAGUAUAAAGUGGAAUGGAGCUCUUCAGAAGACUUUUCUCCUUUGGCUGGUGAAAUAAUUAUGGAUAAUCUUCAGUCUUUGAGGUGCACCAUCACAGGUCUCAGAACGGGCCAGAGGUAUUAUGUCCGUGUUUCAGCAUACAACAUGAGAGGAUGGGGACCUCCACGCAAAUCUACUCCUGAAUAUGCUUCUCCUUCAAACUGGAAAGACUGCAGUGGAAGAGAACCUCGGCACAGGGGACACACUGAGGCCCUGGAACGCCUCCUUCAGCAGGUUCGAGCAGCUCAUCAGCAUCAUAAUUGCAGAGAAAGCUCUAAACUACAGAAUGCUGGUCGCAAGCAAUCAGUUUCCAGAAGCUUGAAGCACCUUUUCCAUUCAUCAAACAAGUUUGUGAAGACUCUGAAACGGGGACUCUACUUAUCUGUUAUAUUUUUUUACAAAGACAAUUUAUUAGUAACCAAUGAAGAUCAAAUCCCAAUUGUGGAAAUUGAUGACUCCCACAGUAGCUCAGUUAUGCAGGAUUUCCUGUGGUUCACAAAGUUGUCUUGCAUGUGGGAUGAUAUCAGAUGGCUAAGGCAGAAUAUGUCUAUAUCCGUGUCCUCAUCAACAGCACUUCAAGCCAGGCAAAAGAUGCUUUCAGCAGCAGCUCAGCUACAGAAUUUGCUGGGAACUCACAACCUAGGCAGAGUUUUUUACGAGCCAAUCAAGGAUCGACAUGGCAAUAUGCUGAUAGUGACUAUCAGAGAAGUGGAGAGUCUUUAUUCCUUUUUCAAUGGCAAAUGGAUGCAGGUAUCCAAACUACAAAGCCAGAGGAAAUCCCUCUCAACUCCAGAGGAGCCAACAGCAUUAGACAUCUUGCUUAUAACAAUCCAGGACAUACUCACCUACCACAAACGAAGUCAGCAGCGCCUCCCUCCCGGCUUGUACCUGGGUUACCUUAAACUCUGCAGUUCUGUGGAUCAAAUCAAAGUGCUUGUGUUGCAGAAGUUGCCCAAUGUCCUGUGUCAUGUUAAAAUCCGAGACAACAGCAAUGUCUCCAGAGAUGAGUGGGAAUGGAUCCAAACACUUUCUGGCUCAGAAUCUGUGGAAAGUAUGGAUCAUACUUCAGACUGCCCUACUCAAUUGUUCUUGUAUGAGCUCCAGAUGGCAGUGAAAGCUCUCCUUAAACAGAUCAAUCUACCUCUGCAUCAGGCUAAGCACUUCCGUCUGUAUACACAGGAGGUGUUGGAACUGGGUCACAAUGUCUCCUUUCUUCUCCUGCUCCCUGCCUCAGACGACGUCUGCACUGCCCCAGGACAGAAUAAUCCUUACACCCCACACUCAGGAUUUCUUAACCUCCCUCUUCAGAUGUUUGAACUCGUUCAUUUUUGCUGUUACAAGGAAAAAUUUAUAAGCCUGUAUUGCCGCCUUUCUGCUGUCAUAGAGCUGGACUCUCUGAAAACCCAGCAAUCCCUAAGGGAAGCAAUUUCAGACAGUGAAGUCGCUGCAGCCAAACAAAGACACCAGCAAGUUACAGACUACAUACAGCAAAUCGAUGAGAUCUGGAAGGAAAUGAGAUGGAUCACAGAAGCACUGCAGUAUGCAAGAUACAAGCAGCCAGCAGCUGGCCUACCCAUAAAGAAGUUUGUGGAUCUUUCAGAAGAACACUCUCAGAAGAAAAUCAGUUCAUCCUCUUCACAUUUAGAUUGUCUUCCUUCACCUCCCCCUUCACCUGAGGCUAGACUCCAGAGAAGAAAAGCUGUGAGUGAUUCCCAGCCCUGCUCAGAUGAAGAAGGCUGCUCUGAAGUAUUCCUUCCAACUGACAGCGACUAUGAUUCCAGUGAUGCAUUAAGCCCCAGAGAAUUAGACCUGAUUUACUCCUCCUCACAGGACAUAUCCCAGCAGGCCAGCAGUGGCCUGGGUGGCAGUGCACCUGAUGUUCUCCAAGUCCACGACAUGAAGCCUUGCCUAACAUUGAAAGAAGGCCUGACAGAGUGUAGUGCCUUUGAUACUAAUGCUGAAUGUUGCACAGAGGACACGAGCAAUCUAACAGUGUCAGGGCUUACAUUGAAAAGCAUAGACAAGUCCUCUAGCUCCAAGCAGGCACUGAGCUUUUUAGGGAAAAAAAAGCUAGGAAAACAUCAACACUACAACUACUUCAGCCGGCAGCAUCGGUGGCUGCGUGUGUACAGUGAGACACAGUCUGGCUCUCUGUCUGAAGGGGUGUAUACUCAGCAUCUCAUGAGACCUUCAGAUUUGUCUCAGGAGCCUAUCUCCACUGAGCAGUUGAAUAUUCCCAUUGAUGGAUCUCGGAGCACUUUCUUGCCUCAUGCAUCCAGCCUUCCAGAAGAUGGGAAAGGCAAGUAUGAGGAGUCAAGGCAAACUGUCCACCAGAUACACGUGGAGCCUUAUAAAACAUUUCUGGAUGAAGACCACAAGUCCUGGGCAGUGAGUACACAGUCUGUAGAACACAGGGAUGUGCACAGUGCUAUGCAACAGAAAAUGAGUCCAGAUGACCAGUCGGGUUCUGCUGUCUCAGAAGUCUUCAGCAGCACACUUUAACCUCAGACUUGUGCAU
This is a messenger RNA of Melopsittacus undulatus (budgerigar), 3259 nucleotides long. RefSeq names its product ankyrin repeat and fibronectin type III domain containing 1 (gene ANKFN1). The record is from RefSeq and is a predicted model, not a curated record. The coding region runs from base 7 to 3243 and encodes 1078 amino acids. Gene Ontology annotation, molecular function: protein binding. The transcript is spliced from 17 exons. Gene Ontology annotation, cellular component: spindle. NCBI's taxonomy places the organism in Eukaryota, Metazoa, Chordata, Aves, Psittaciformes, Psittaculidae. Gene Ontology annotation, biological process: establishment of mitotic spindle orientation; regulation of establishment of bipolar cell polarity.